Molecule: messenger RNA, 5145 nt
Organism: Coturnix japonica (Japanese quail)
Lineage: Eukaryota; Metazoa; Chordata; Aves; Galliformes; Phasianidae
Source: RefSeq, a predicted model, not a curated record
GCCGCCCCCGCUGAGCGCCCAACCCGGGAAGCGCCGGCCCCGCUCCCCGGCCCGGCCGGCGCCGCUCCCUCGCUCCUUUCCCUCUGUCUGCUUUUCGCUUUGCUUUUAUUUUUGUUUGCUUUCGUUUGCUUUGGUUUGAUUUGUUAUUUCGGGUUUUUUUUUUUGUUUGUUUGUUUUUUUGUUUUGUUUUGUUUUGUUUGCUUAUUUUUUUCUCCCCUAAGUCUUGAAGUUGAGUUUUAGAGGCGACACGGCGGCUUCAGCCGAUUUCUUCCCCUUCCUUUGCCUCCCCAUGGAUAUGCACUGCAAGGCAGACCCCUUCUCAGCAAUGCACCCAGGGCACGGGGGUGUGAACCAGCUCGGGGGCGUUUUUGUGAAUGGCCGCCCCCUGCCCGACGUCGUCCGGCAGCGGAUCGUGGAGCUGGCUCACCAGGGGGUGCGACCCUGCGACAUCUCCAGGCAGCUGCGAGUCAGCCACGGCUGUGUCAGCAAGAUCCUGGGCAGGUAUUACGAGACGGGGAGCAUCAAGCCCGGCGUGAUCGGCGGCUCCAAGCCCAAAGUAGCGACCCCCAAAGUAGUGGAUAAAAUCGCCGAAUACAAGAGACAAAACCCCACCAUGUUCGCUUGGGAGAUUCGGGACAGGCUACUGGCCGAGGGCAUCUGCGACAACGACACGGUCCCCAGCGUCUCCUCCAUAAACAGGAUUAUCAGAACCAAAGUUCAGCAACCUUUUCACCCAACACCAGACGGGAGCGGGACAGGUGUGGCUGCACCAGGACAUACUAUUGUGCCCAGUACAGCAUCCCCUCCCGUCUCCAGUGCCUCCAAUGAUCCAGUGGGCUCUUACUCCAUUAACGGGAUCCUGGGGAUUCCUCGGUCGAAUGGCGAGAAGAGGAAACGUGAUGAAGAUGUAUCCGAGGGCUCCGUUCCCAACGGAGACUCCCAGAGCAGCGUGGACAGUUUGCGGAAGCACCUUCGUGGCGACACUUUCACCCAGCAGCAGCUGGAAGCUUUAGAUCGAGUUUUUGAGCGUCCUUCUUACCCUGACGUCUUUCAAACAUCAGAGCACAUCAAAUCUGAGCAGGGUAAUGAGUACUCCCUCCCAGCUCUGACCCCUGGUCUCGAUGAAGUCAAAUCAAGUCUAUCCACCUCUGCUAACCCAGACCUGGGGACAAAUGUGUCAGGACCCCAGACGUACCCUGUGGUGACCGGAAACACUUCCCUCUGCAAGGGGGGCAAAGCCAGCAGGAGAGCAGCACUGCCCUUCCUUCAUGGAAUGCAGAUUCCCUUAGCUGGAUUGAAAGAAAACCUCUCCUCUCCCCUCAGUAUAAAGCAAGAGCCUCAUGGAGCCUCUCUCACCCCUUUCACCCCCACCACGCCGGUCGGCUCUGGGCAGGCUGAGCUUCAGCCCUUCCACAUGACCCUUUCAGACGAUGCGUCCACGCCUUGCUACAGUGCCUUCCUUCACCAUGGUGCCCACUUUGGGCAGUCCAGCAGCCAGCCUCUGAUAGCAGGUCGUGAUAUGGCAAGCACUACCUUGCCUGGCUACCCACCCCAUGUUCCCCCAACUGGACAAGGCAGCUACCCAACCUCAACUCUGGCAGGAAUGGUUCCUGGGAGCGAGUUCUCAGGGAAUCCCUACAGCCACCCUCAGUACACAACCUACAAUGAGGCCUGGCGGUUCAGCAACCCUGCAUUACUAAGUUCCCCUUAUUAUUAUAGUGCCACAUCCCGGGGCUCCGCACCUCCCACUGCUGCCGCUGCCUAUGACCGCCACUAGCUACCAUGGAAACCACAUGAAACUGCAGGGUGACAGCUUAGGCCUCCAUAUUGUACCUGUCUGACCCAUCCCUCCGCCCCUGGGAAGGUGAAGAGAGCCUCGCCGUGCCUCCACGAUGCGCACCUCCCUCUCCACCACUCCGAGCGCUCACCAUGCCAGACUGAGAACCCCGUUCUCCCUGCAUCCCCCUGCACCCUGAGGCACCUCAGGAGCCUUCCACAGCACCUCGGCACAGCUCGACCUCCUGCACUCCCAAGACUUGAGGGGAACUGGCAGCCAUUGCCUUGUGGGACCCCGUUCUCCUGGGAGCGGUAUGGGCAGGGGGAAGCAGGGAGACAGCUGCUCACAAAACACUGAUCCCCAAAGAUACGCUCCUCUGUGGUGAACUCUUCAGAAUGCGUAACCUGUCUGUGACCAUCACCCUGUUUCCCAGGAUGGAAGGAACAGCCUGGCUACAGCAGAGAUGGUGGCACUAAGCCCUGCCCAUCUGGCAAACAAGAGAAGGACCAAGUGACUUUCUGUUACUCCCCACGCACCUCAUCCCACCCCCCGGCAUGGCUCCUGGCGCUGGCUGCGCCCUGCGCGGUGCCCUUGAGGCCAGAGCUGGGCUGAACCUCACUCACACCCACAACUUCUGUGACACACAAUCAGCUCAGACAGGAGGAUGGAGCAACAAUUACAAACCAACCGACGAAAUGAAGAAAUAUAUAAAUAGAUAUAUAAAUAUAACUGUGUUUUUAUGCUUUGUCAUGAAGGUCUGUAAAAAGGAAAAAAAAAAAAAGCAACAAAAAAAAACAAAUCCCCAAUUUUCUAAAAAAAACCCAAGCAAACAAAAAACAACAACAACAACAAAAAAAUCCCAUAAAAUAAUAAUUAAAAAACCCUACAAAAAUAAAACUCCAAGUCUCACCCCUCCCCGCCACCCGAAUGGCAGACCAGUUCCUCUGACGCUUGACGCUUCUCUUUCACUCUUGGGUUUUGUUUCCUUUCUGUUUUGCACUACAAUGGGAUGGUGGUAUUGGAGAGGAUUGGAUACCAGCUCCACCCCUGUCGCCUCCUCCUCCUCCUUCCCCCUUCCCCAAAUCCUGUCUCUGGGGAGCAGUGUGGACAAGUCACAUCUGACAAAGUUACCAAACACAUCAGUCGACAAAAAGCUCUCUGAGUCAACAAAUGUUUUCCAUGUCACUGGUUGGCAAACAAAGAAAACAAGCCCAGCUGCACUCUAACUGCGCUUUGUGGUGGAAAGGAAAGUGCGGGGCUUCACGUGGGCCCAUCUAAUUGCCCUCCGGACAGCUGAGACUGAGAUGGACAAAUUCAGGAUUGGCUGGGAUUAUUGCUUGGUUCCCUAGCCCUUAGGCUCCUCUCCUUUAACCCUAAUCCCCGUAACCCAUGCCUACGUCCAUUCACCCACAGCCCAGUUUCACAGUUUUACAUAUGUCCAGCACCCAUUCUCCAGAUCCCUAUAGCCUGGUGACAACAGCCUCAUUAUCUGCAUCCAACACCUAAUUUCCCAACCACUGCAGUCUUGCAAUACAUGCCCCUCUGCAAUUUCCAGUCCAUCUGCUCAUACUCCUGAUAAUUUAUGGGCCUACAUUCAAAUCCAUAUGUCCACAACCUUCCAGCCAGUCCCAACAUGCAUCAUCAUCUUUUCAUAUUCAGCCCUAUAUUGUGCACCCUAAUAUUUACCCUUUAUCCCAAAUGCUCACCUGAUGAUUCUCUAGGGAUUUUCUGCUCUUUUUGGCUCCCAAGUGACUAGCAAACACUGUUCUGCAAAAGGCUGUCAAUAGAAAUGCUUAUUACUCCUGUAUUGUCAGCAAACUCAUAAACUGUUCCUUGCACUGACACUUCUUAAAAAAUACUCAAAGAAAACAUGAAGGCAGCUAUAGCCUGUCCCCAGGGCAUCAAGUCUGCCAAAGCAGAUCCUUGUUGUUUUAGAGAGAUUUCUGAUAAAACGAAUAGGCUACUGUCCAUGGACAAAGACAGGAUUGAGAAUCGAAACCUCAAAGGGCAUAAAAGCAAAUGGUAUAGUCCGUAUAGCCAACAUUAUGUAUGAAAUCCAAAGUUCCCAGCCACUGAGAUGUGGCUGUGGACUCAGCCUUCUGUUUUCAAGUUUAACUUGUAUGUAUGAAAGCCACCAUCACUAAACGGCUGUGUUGAUCCCGAAGGCCCCUUUCACCUAACACUUGUAGCCCUUGCAUGGCUCUAGCUGAUUAUAGGUCUGUGUCUUCUUUAACGGAAUGCCCAAUUGAAAAGGGUAUGGGGGGGAGGGGGGUGUUUACAUAGAAGAUAAAGAGCUACAAUCUGUUCCUGUACAGAAUAAAGUCAAAGAGGUUACUUUCUGAUCUACUAUUUAAAUUGUUAUUCUGCACACCUAACCUCUGAGUAACCUGCUGCAAAUAGAAAAGUUGUUUCACUGUCACUGAGACCACAAUUUGGCCCAUCAUCUCAUUUUAUUCUACAUGAGAAGCAAAAAUCAGAGUAAUGUCAAAAAAUGUACCACUCCUUGUUUUCCUCCACAGACACCAGACAGAUGCUGGACCCUGUUCCAUAGUCCCACUUUAAGUCCCUCAGUACAGCCCUUGCCCUACCCAUGCUCAGGGCCAUGAGCAGUACACAUCCCAGUACUGACCACUAGAACUUCCCUGAGGAGGCUCAAGAAAAGGAAAUGGUUACACCUCAUGUUUAGCAACCUGCAGCCCAGGGGCCACCUUAAUUGAAGCUAGCAGCUCAGAAAUGCUCUUUUUCAUAAAGGUAUUUCGCCGAACAUGAGACAUGAGAUAGGUCACGAAAGCUGGAUUUGGUUGGCUUACCCAUGGCUGGUUUGAUCUGACCCUCAGAGGGACAAAUUCACCAUUGGUGCAACUCUGCCGAUAAAAGAGGACUUCCACCAGGCGUUGGGUUGGUUUGGAAAGUACCUAAGUGCAAGUAGUUUGAUCAGGAAAAUCAAAAGGAAAGCAGAAUUAUGCAAAGGACUGGGCAGUCUAAUCCUCUUCCACCACCAUCUGUAGACCCCCAUGCGAAUGUACUGAAUUACAUUUGCCAAAGAGUUUCUUGUGUUGAUUGUUUUGAUUUACAGUCGGUGGAUGCAUUGUAAAGCAGUAUUAUAGCUAAAGUCUAGUAGCUGACACAGGGAUUUAUGUGGUGAUAUUAUGCGGAAGAAAACCAUCAAUAUUCAUAUAGAUUCCAUUAGACUGGACUAUGCAGGAAACGCAAAAAUUUACCAAUUAUUUAAUAUUAUGUUAUUUGCAAAAACAAUUGCUGCUUUGUAGGAAGAUAAUGUGUGUAAUGUGAAGGCAAUUCCUCUUGUAUAUAAGUUCAUCUCCAUCUUCAUCAUGGUAGUUAUUAAAACAGCCUCGUCUCAUCCUGUA